Linepithema humile (Argentine ant) is the source of this 862-nucleotide messenger RNA. It is a transcript of the gene Rpb5, whose product is annotated as DNA-directed RNA polymerases I, II, and III subunit Rpb5. Lineage: Eukaryota; Metazoa; Arthropoda; Insecta; Hymenoptera; Formicidae. Gene Ontology annotation, cellular component: RNA polymerase II, core complex; RNA polymerase III complex; RNA polymerase I complex. Gene Ontology annotation, biological process: DNA-templated transcription. Gene Ontology annotation, molecular function: DNA binding. The record is from RefSeq and is a predicted model, not a curated record.
UUUCACAAUGAUUAUUUUAUAUCGAUAUUCGCGGUGUUUGUAAUGUGUUCGCACGUGAAGUGAUAAACUUUGCUGAGCUUAUUAGCAAUCUAAGAUAUACGCUGGCAAUUUGAAAAUUCUGAUUUUUGACAUCAAUUAUGGAUGAUGAAGAUGAGACCUACAAAUUGUGGCGCAUCAGGAAGACAGUAAUGCAAUUAUGCCACGAUAGAGGUUAUCUAGUCACGCAAGAUGAAUUGGAUCAAAGCUUGGAACAAUUCAAAGAACAAUUUGGCGAUAAACCUAGCGAGAAGAGGCCGGCUAGAAGUGAUCUUAUCGUUUUAGUAGCACACAACGACGAUCCUACCGAUCAAUUGUUCGUCUUUUUUCCCGAUGAGCCAAAAAUUGGUAUCAAAACUAUCAAGACUUACUGUCAGCGUAUGCAGGAAGAGAAGAUUCACAGAGCAAUCAUUGUUGUUCAGCAAGGCAUGACACCCUCAGCUAAGCAGUCUCUAAUCGACAUGGCUCCGAAAUAUAUAUUGGAGCAAUUUUUAGAAUCUGAAUUGCUUAUUAACAUAACGGAACAUGAACUAGUACCGGAGCAUAUUGUUUUAACUCCAGAUGAAAAAGAAGAACUACUGACAAGGUACAAAUUGAAGGAAAAUCAACUAAUGAGGAUUCAAGUUAAUGACCCGGUGGCACGAUACUUUGGUCUGAAACGUGGACAAGUUGUCAAAAUCAUCAGACCUUCAGAGACUGCUGGAAGAUAUAUAUCCUACAGACUCGUUUGUUAAGAAAGAGAACUUUUCGGCGGGACCACCAGUACACCCUGGCAGCCCAUUCGAUAGGUGAGGUUUGUAAAAUAUUGUUUAUCAAAUCCGCCGCG